AAAAGCCCUGAUCCGCGAGCUCGAAGGAAAAACCACAGUACUUCCGCAACGUCACUAAUGACACGUAUUCAAAAUGGCGGCCGCGGCUAUGGAGACGUGGUGGGCCUUGCUGCUGUUGUCCUCGUUGCCUCUUGUCCGGCCCUUCUACGUUCCCGGGGUUGCUCCCCGGGACUUCCACGAAGGUGACACAGUAGAUCUUAAGGCAGUGAAGCUGACCAGCUCCCGCACCCAGCUUCCUUAUGAAUACUACUCCCUGCCUUUCUGUAAGCCGGAGUCCGUUUUCUACAAGGGAGAGAACCUGGGUGAGGUAUUGCGUGGGGACCGUAUUGUGAAUACACUCUACAAUGUAGAGAUGAACAAGGAUAAGAAAUGUGAGAUGGUAUGCAACAAGAAAAAGCUCAGCAUAGAAGAGAGCAAGCUGGUUGCUGAGCGGAUCCAGGAGGAGUAUUAUGUUCACCUUAUUGCAGAUAACCUGCCAGUUGCCACCAGGUUAGAGUUUUACCCCAACAGAGAGGCACCAGGGGAGGAGGAGCAGAAGAAGGACGUGGUGAAAGAUAUCCAGUUUGAACAUGGCUACAGACUGGGCUUUGUCAACGACAACAAGUUUUAUCUGCACAACCACCUGUCCUUCAUCCUGUACUACCACAGAGAGAAGCUGGAGGAAGUGGAAGUUCACAAUUACAGGGUGGUGCGAUUUGAGGUUGUGCCCCAAAGUGUAAAAGUAGAUGAUCUGAAGGCUGAGGAAAGUAAGAGGACUUGCACCUUGCCCGAGGCCAGUGGCUCUUCGCCACAGGAGAUUGACCCGACCAAGGAGAAUGAGGUCCUCUUCACCUACUCUGUCCACUGGGAGGAGAGCGAGGUGAAAUGGGCGUCUCGAUGGGACACGUACCUGACCAUGAGCGAUGUCCAAAUUCACUGGUUCUCCAUUGUCAACUCUGUGGUGGUCGUCUUCUUCCUGUCUGGUAUUCUGAGUAUGAUCAUUAUCAGGACCUUGAGAAAGGACAUUGCUAACUACAACAGAGAGGAUGACAUCGAGGACACCAUGGAGGAGUCAGGAUGGAAGAAUGUCCACGGUGAUGUCUUCAGGCCGCCUCAAUAUCCCAUGAUCCUCAGCUCUCUGCUGGGCUCCGGGAUCCAGCUCUUUUGCAUGAUCCUCAUCGUCAUCUUUGUUGCCAUGUUGGGCAUGCUGUCUCCAUCCAGUAGAGGAGCCUUGAUGACCACUGCCUGCUUCCUCUUCAUGUUCAUGGGUGUAUUUGGUGGCUACUUUGCUGGCAGACUGUACCGUACACUCAAGGGCCAUCGGUGGAGGAAAGGAGCAUUUUGUACAGCAACGUUGUAUCCUGCCGUUGUUUUUGGAAUCUGCUUCAUCCUCAACUGUUUCAUCUGGGGAGAACACUCCUCCGGGGCAGUUCCUUUCACCACCAUGCUGGCCCUGCUGUGUAUGUGGUUCGGUAUCUCCAUGCCCUUGGUCUACCUGGGCUACUACUUUGGCUUCCGCAAACAGCCGUAUGAUAACCCAGUACGCACCAACCAGAUCCCUCGGCAGGUCCCAGAGCAGCGCUGGUACAUGAACAAGUUUGUAGGAAUCCUGAUGGCCGGGAUCCUGCCAUUCGGUGCCAUGUUCAUCGAGCUCUUCUUCAUCUUCAGCGCCAUCUGGGAGAAUCAGUUCUAUUACCUCUUUGGCUUCCUGUUUCUGGUCUUCAUCAUCUUGGUGGUCUCCUGCUCUCAGAUCAGCAUUGUUAUGGUUUAUUUCCAGCUCUGUGCGGAGGAUUACCGGUGGUGGUGGAGAACCUUUCUGGUUUCAGGAGGCUCGGCGUUCUACGUCCUCAUUUACGCCGUCUUCUACUUUGUCAACAAGUUGGACAUUGUGGAGUUCAUCCCCUCCCUCUUGUAUUUCGGCUACACGGCCCUGAUGGUCCUGUCGUUCUGGCUGCUCACGGGCACGAUCGGCUUCUACGCGGCCUACAUGUUCAUCAGGAAAAUCUAUGCUGCAGUCAAGAUCGACUGAGUCGUCACUGUUGCUGCUGUUGUCUUUUCUUAUUUUUUUUUGGUUGGUUGUUACUUUAUUUUUUGUCCCAUUCAGUUUUUUUUUUUAAUGUAUAUAUUUUUUAAUUCUUGAUGUCAAACAAGCACUGACUUGUGUGUAGGGGGGAUCAAGAGGGGUUCUUUUUAUGGUGCAACAGCCCCACCCACUGGCCUCAUGGUUAAGAACAGCAGGAUGGCAGAGCUAAACCCGCUGUGUGUGUGUG
Molecule: messenger RNA, 2249 nt
Organism: Perca flavescens (yellow perch)
Lineage: Eukaryota; Metazoa; Chordata; Actinopteri; Perciformes; Percidae
Gene: tm9sf4
Product: transmembrane 9 superfamily protein member 4
Exons: 18
Coding region: 74-2008 (644 amino acids)
Biological process (GO): protein localization to membrane
Cellular component (GO): membrane
Source: RefSeq, a predicted model, not a curated record